AUGCUUCGGUUGAGAAGUCAGGCCAUCCACCGCCUUGGAAAAGCAUAUACUUGCCCAUCAUGUCUCGCUGCUGCCCGGCCGCCGGUCGCAGUGAGCGUGCGCCCCAGCAAGAUCGCAUCUAGCCAACUCGUAUACACGCGGACGAAGAACCGAUUGUUCACCACCUCAGCCCGUCUCUCAUCUGAGGAUGUAGAAACCGCAAAAGAUGUAGUACCUGGAGCAUCUAGCUCUUCAGAAAAGGCAGCUCCGAACCCACCAGAAGCUGUGACUAAAGCCAAGGCAAAGAAGAAGAAGAAGUCGCCCGCAAAGACACCACCCGAAAAGAUUGCGCCAGCCUCGGCGGACCAAAGCCAGCAUCUGGCAGUACUACAAGGAGCACUCGCAGCCUUGAAAAAAGUUCUUGAACAACAAAAUAUCCACUACGGCGGCACAAAAGCGAGUGUGACGAAAGAACAGACGGAACCCAAGAAGCCACAGAAGAAGCCACAAAAGGCAGCCAAGUCUCAGCCAGAUCAGAAACCACGAGAGACUUUGGCUGAGGCGACACCUAAAGCGAAGACUGAGGCGACACACAAGGUGAAGACUGAAGCGAAGACUGAAGCGAAGACUGAAGCGAAGACUAAGGCGCCACCUAAAGCGAAGACUGAAGCAAAGACUGGAGCAAAGACUGAAGCAAAGUCUGAGGAAAAGGCUGAGGCGACCAAUCAACAACCCAAGUCAAACGGACGAAGACGCAAGAGGAAGCAAAGUCCCCCAAGUCCACCAAGUCCACCAAGUCCCAAGAUCAGCUCUAAAAAGAAGCAAGCCGUCCCAAAGAUGGACGACGUCGCGCUUUUGAAUGCUGCACUCUUGAGAUCCGGUGUGUCAAUUGGAGCGCUGCAAGCAUCACACUCAGAAAGCAAAGAACCGAAGAAUGUUCCCACCAAAGGUGCAGGCAAGAAAGGUGUAUCGAGUAAACCAGUGGAAGCCAAAAAAGUUCCAGCGAAGAACAAAUCGACAAAAAACCAAGCCGAUUCGCCAAAAAAAUCCAAACUCGAGCAACAACCACUCCAGAUAUCGAACAUCAACGCCAAUGAACUCAACUUGGUUCCCAUUGAUAAACCCCAGCCUCCAGUCCCGACUCUCUCGUAUGGACUGGAGAGAGCUCUGUUUAACCCUGGUGUAUACUAUCUUCAAGAUCCUCGUUCCAAGGUCUACAAUUUCGACCCAUACCUGUCAAAUAUCAUGCCCAUCAAAGAAUUCGACUUUGAUGCAUUGAAGCAGUACAUUACAUCAUCAAAGGAUGAGACGCUCAUUAGCGUUGCGCGAGAGCACGGCAAGAAGUAUACUGGAUCGACCUCGAGCAUGACCGCUGCGCUUUCGCAUUUCCACUAUCUUCUUUCCAGCUGGCGAGAGAUCAACUCUGGAAUGAUGUCGCAAGAAUUUCAAGUGCCCAACACAAACUUUACCAGGUUGUUGAGAAGCCCGGCAGCCACCUUUCUGCACUAUAAAGAUGGCGUCUACGCGAUUGACGCCGACAAGGAAUUCGAUUCGGCCAAUAUUCUAAGCAUGCUUGGCAAGUCCAUGGAAAAGCUGCUGACGUUGCCGAAGGAGGAGUAUGAAAAGUACCGUCGGGUGAACUCGCAUCAAAUCUCCGAGGAGGAGCGCAAUGCCGAUGAAGCAUAUCACUACACUGGGUUGGGCGACUUCAUGAUGCGAUCUCAAUUAGACGCUCACGAUCCCAGGGUCCCCGGUACUGGCAUGUUUGAUCUCAAGACUAGAGCUGUCAUUUCGAUUCGCAUGGAUGUCCAAGGCUAUGAAAAAGGCCUUGGGUACGAACUUCGUCAUCGUCAUGGCAACUGGGAGUCUUAUGAACGCGAGUAUCACGACAUGAUCCGGGCCGCUUUCCUCAAGUACUCCCUCCAAGUCCGCAUGGGCAGAAUGGAUGGCAUCUUUGUUGCUUUCCACAACACCCAGCGCAUCUUUGGUUUUCAGUACAUUCCGCUAGGUGAGAUGGACUUGUCCUUACAUGGUACCAGUGAUACGGCCCUUGGUGAUAAGGAGUUCAAACUCAGUCUUACGCUGUUCAAUCAAUUGCUUGAUCGCGCCACGGCAAAGUUCCCCGAAACGUCUUUGCGCUUGUUCGUCGAAACGCGGGAAUCAAACGUAGCCCCUUUCAUGUAUGCCUUUUUCAAGCCUGUCACAUCUGAAGAGAUUGAGUCGGUGCAAAGCAAGAACAAGGAUUCUGUAGAGGUGGUCGAGAGGCAGUUGCGUGGAAUCACUGAUGCGAUCGUGUCGGAGGCUCGUGGUGAGACUGAGAUGGAAGAAGGAACUGAGGGGGCAGAGGUUGAAGAGAAGAUCGACGAGGCUGAGGCGGUAGAGGGACCGAGAGAGACUGAAAUCAAAGAAGAAGAAGAGGACGAAGACGAGGAUGACGAUGUCGUAUCCUGGGGUGACAUUCAGCUAAUGGUGGAAGAUGCCAUGGAAGAUGACGAACUUGGUAUCGGGGCUGUUCGACAGGCUAUCGAGGACGCGCUGGAAGAGAGUGGACUGCUCGAAGAUCAGAAUCCAGAAGAAGCCCGUGGCUACGUCGAUGCGCUAUUGAGUGUUGUCACUGAUAGUUCUCAGCGAUCUGCCGCUGAAAGCGCAGAUGUCGUGGACGAUGAAGCUGAGCAAUCCGCAGCCGAAAGCACAGAUACCGUGGACGAUGAAGCUCAGCAAUCCGCAGCCGAAAGCACAGAUGUUGUGGACGAUGAAGCUCAAAAUUCCGCAGCCGAGAACACUGAUGUCGUAACCGACGAAGCCCAAGCAACCUCUGAAUUGGAGGCGACCGAGGUGGAAACUGCUGCACCGGAAAACACCGAAUCAGUCGCUACGAGGUCAGAGCAGGUUGAGGCUGAACCUGCAAAGGCAUUCGAAGAAGCGACAUCCGAAGAAGCGGCAUCCCAAGAGGCAGCAUCCCAAGAGGCAGCAUCCCAAGAGGCAGCAUCCCAAGAGGCAGCAUCCCAAGAGGCAGCAUCCCAAGAGGCAGCAUCCCAAGAAGCGGCAUCCCAAGAGCCAGCAUCCCAAGAAUCGCCGGCUGAAAACGAUUUGGACGAAUCCGAAAGCAAGGAUGCAGAAAGUAAGGACCUUGAUGGCGAAUCAGCGAGCCCAAAUAUGUCGACACUCAGCAAUCUCAUUGUGCGCAUGACUCGCCAAAUUGAUGAAAAGGGUACAUCGGAAGAGCAGCCUGAUGCUGCCGUCUCUUCCAAGCUUAAGGAAUUCGAACGGAUUCUCAGCAAAAUCAUCAGCGAAUCCCGCGAAGACGACCAAGCAACAGACUCCAACACAGUUCCAGAUGCCGUGGAUGAGACACCAGCCUUGGCUGAUAAGGUUGCAGCCGAGACUACAGAAGACGCCGCCGACCCGUCAGAACCUGUUGCGGAAGAGGCAGGUGUGGAGAAGCAGACCAAGGACAAGUUUCCCCUUCUUGGUAUGGUGUUGACGGUUCGAAACAAAGUCAACGGCAAAUACGUCACAAGGCCAGAAAAUCUCACCAAAGACGACGUUUGGGAGGUCGAAUACAACAUUGAGGAACUUCCAGACGGGCGAGCUCACCGACUCUUUAUGCAAUGCCAGAGACGACGAAAGACGACGUUCAAGCAAAAUGACAAAGAAAAGCAAUGGAAUACCAUGUUUGGUGGAGCUCUACCCAGAUACACAAAGGAAGGCCGUGACUUCCGUGACCAGGAGAAUGAGCUAGCCAAAAAGCAGCCAAUCCACAUCGUAGGCCAGGAAAAGCCGGUGGCGUACAACGAGAUUUUUGGCGAUAAUGGCAAAGAAGCAUGA
Molecule: messenger RNA, 3807 nt
Organism: Pestalotiopsis fici W106-1
Lineage: Eukaryota; Fungi; Ascomycota; Sordariomycetes; Amphisphaeriales; Sporocadaceae
Exons: 1
Coding region: 1-3807 (1268 amino acids)
Biological process (GO): mitochondrial RNA 5'-end processing
Cellular component (GO): mitochondrion; mitochondrial envelope
Source: RefSeq, a predicted model, not a curated record